This is a messenger RNA of Lytechinus variegatus (green sea urchin), 1261 nucleotides long. RefSeq lists its product as uncharacterized. NCBI's taxonomy places the organism in Eukaryota, Metazoa, Echinodermata, Echinoidea, Temnopleuroida, Toxopneustidae. The transcript has 2 exons. The record is from RefSeq and is a predicted model, not a curated record. The coding region runs from base 116 to 1084 and encodes 322 amino acids.
CAUAUAACGCACACGCACAUGAUUAAUCAAGGAGAUUUACGAUCAAUCAGGCGCUAGGAUCGAGUCUUUGGUGGUUUAGUUUGGGGAGAAAGGGUCAGACAUUAUUGCACAUAUCAUGUCAGGAUCUUCAGAUUUAUUAAAGGAUGCAAAACGUUCAGUUGAGAUGGAAAAAGAGUCAAAAUGUCGUACUAUAAUGUGGUCUGUGCCCCGUUCCGUCUCGACCGCCCUGACCAAAUGCAUCGCCGCCGGAGCUCCGGCGGACAGUACGGUGUGGUUCGAGCCGUUCUGCUACAGCAGGGCAAUUUCGAUCAUCGCUUCAGCCAAGCAUAAUAUUUCGUUACCGCUUGACUAUGAUGGAAAUGAAAAGACUUUUGAGCAAGCAGCAUCUGCUAUUGGAGAUAUGAUGUCCUGCAAAGUUCAUCCAGAACAUCUUGCGUAUGGGUCACUCAAACAGCUUCUAGAAAAAGAUGCCAGCCCCUGCGUGUUCGUCAAGGACCUGGCUCAAGCAAUGAAUAAGGACAAGAUCCAAUAUCUCCCUCAAGGGUACAAAUAUGUGUUCCUGAUUCGACAUCCCCUCCGAGUCUUCUAUUCCUUCCGAAAGGUCGCAUAUGCAAACUCUGCCAAGUUUGAGGGUGACUCCAAAGCAACAAUGGCGGAGGAAGAAUAUGACAUAGAGAGGGAUUAUGUCAUGUUUGAUAGAGCUGGAUUGUACUUCCGGGGUAUUCAUGAAACCUGGAAAUAUGUGAAGGAUAACUUGAACAGUGAGCCAGUUGUGAUUGACGGAGACGAUUUGCUGGCUAGGCCUGCUGAAAUGCUACCAAAGAUCUGUGAAGCUAUAGGUAUCCCAUACAGAGAGAGCAUGAUGCAUUGGAAUCCAUCUACUGACAUCGUUAAGAAAUGGGUUCACCCAGCCGACGGAUUGCUGGAUGAAUUGAUGUAUAUCUAUGAUAGAGCAUUAACAAGCAGUGAAUUUGCUCCAGCCAAUCCAAUGCCUCGCCGUGAUCAGGUCACCCAAGAUGUUAUCAGACUUACUGAUCAAGUGAUGAAAUAUUAUGAGGAGAUGUAUGAAACAAGAAUGAAAUGAUGCCUUUGUUUUGGUCAGGAAUUAAUAUUGUUGAAAUAUUCCAUUAAUCUGUAAUAACUUGAUAAAUAUAUUCACCAGUCAUUUAAUGUAACACAAUCAAACUCAUCAACUGGAGUGGUAUGUGGUAUAGGGCCAAUUUAUACAAGCAACUAUGCUUUCUUUGACCCCUUCACAUCU